GAAUCGUAUCAUAACAAAAUAUUCUUAGCAUUCUCCUAACACUUAGUAAAAUUUAGCUAAUAAUAGCAAACUCUUUGUCACGUGUGUGUAUUCACUUUUUGGGUUUAUGUUGUUUUCACUUUUUUCGGUUGUGUUCUUACCAAAUCGGUUAGAUCUUUGAUGGACUCAAAAAAGCGAAUGAUGAGUUGGAUAAUUUUGGAGGCAAAUCCAAUUCUAAAUAUCAAAAUGGGGAAAAAAUUAACAUUUUCAUUUAUAUUGUUGUAAAUAAUAUGUGUGUGGGGUUUCCUAACACAACCACCCAACUUCCCACUAAAUCACUAACCUACCCCAUGUCUUCCCAUUAUGUGUUAGUGGUAGAAUAACCUCUUGUGUAACUUCUCUUGUAACUCCCGGUGGUUUUUCACCUAUAUAAUGGAAUUCUCCCUCCCCAUAUUUACACCCUUAUUAAUUUCUCUCUACGGAUUUUUGUCUUUGCAUUCUCUCUCUAUCCUUUAUUAUUGUUGCUAUACUUUAUUUUCCACAAUCAUCAAACCGAAAAGCAAUACCAUUAGGGCGAUUUACAACACGUUAUCAGCACGAAUUGCUCGCGGUGAUCGUGGAAGAACAAUUGUUCGUGGGGCUAGAAUACUUGGAGAAAUUGUGAGCGUGGUUCGUUUGUGAGACGGUGAUCUACUUUCGUAGAACGUAUAAUCUUCUCUAUAGUAUCUGAAUUUUAUCAAUUUCCAAGUAAGCCUUAACCCCUUGAAAUUCUUUAUUAUAUGAAUGCAUGUUAGAUAAAUUCGAAUUAGCAUGAAAAGUUGUGUAGCAUAUUUAUUUGAUGUCAUUUGAUAUUUGUUUGAAAAUCUCGGUUGAUGUUUCGAGUACUGUAUGAUUCAUGAAUAGAUUGUUAUAUGAGUUGUACUUUGUUGGUGAAUGAAGAUAAGAAGUUUAUGAAUUAAUCUGUUUGUCAAGAUGAGUAAUAUGUAAUAUUCUUGUAGAAUGAUUUCACUAUGAAUAUUCUGCGUACAUGUUUGGAUAUUUAAUGUUAUAUGACCAGUGAAUAAAAUCAUCCCUAUAUAUGUGAAAUAUAUAACGUCAUAUGCAAAUUUCAUGACAUAAAAGUAAUACACAAUAAUUUGAUUCGCAUGUAUUCUUUGUCUAUGUACGAUAGGAUGGAACAUUUGAGCAAACUUGAUUUCACCCCUUUGAAUGUAUCUGGUGAGAACUACGUGAGUUGGACAAUGGAUGUUAAGAUCCAUCUCACUAGUAAGAAACUGAGGAUGGCUAUUGUUAAAGAAAAUCUGCUUAACGAAGCCCAGAAGGCUGAAGCCAUGAUUCUGAUUAGGAGGCACCUAGAUGAGGUCCUCCGUUUGGACUACUCAUCGAUUGAGGAUCCCCAAAUACUAUGGGAUGCCCUGGCCAGUCGAUUUGAUCACCAAAAGACAAUCCUCUUGCCUGAAGCAAGAAACAAAUGGAUUCACUUACGGUUUAUGGACUUCAAAACCGUUAACAAGUAUAACUCUGAAGUAUGUCGCAUCAAAUCCACCCUGGAGUUUUGUGGAGAGAAACUAACUGAUGCUGAGAUUCUGGAGAAGACGUACUCUACAUUCCCUGCCUCACAUAUGAUAUUGUCUCAACAGUAUAGAGCCAAGAACUAUACUCAGUUUUCAGAGUUGGUCACAAUUCUGCUCCUCGCCGAGAAGAACCUUGAUCUUCUUUUGAAGAACAACCAGGCUCGACCAAUUGGUACUCGACCUUUGCCAGAAGCAAAUUUGGUCAAUCGAAAUCCUCAACCUUUGCCAGAAGCAAAUUUGGUCAACAUAAACAAUCGUGGAGGAGGCAGAGGCCGUGGGUUCAAUCGUCGAGUGAGAGGACGGGGUAAUAGGGGUGGACAUGCUCCUUAUAAUAGGCCACCUAAUGGUCCCCCACAGUAUGGGCAAAGGGGAAAUAUGCCAAGAGGAGGUAACAAUGCUCGACCUAGAGGUGCGCAGCAGAAUAGAGCCCCGAAUCAGAAUCAAAAUCAGAAUAGAGAUACCUGUCAUAGGUGUGGUGGAACUGGGCAUUGGUCACGCACCUGUCGUGCGAUGAACGUUAUGGUCGAUUUGUUGUCUACGAGGAAUGUUGCUUAUGCUAAACUCCUCUCUCAAAUAAUAAGAUUGAGAGCACACUAUCCAGAUUAUCCCAUUAAGUCUAUUCGACUAGAUAAUGCUGCAGAGUUUACGUCGCGGUCUUUCGACGAAUAUUGCAUGUCCUUAGGUAUUGACAUAGAACAUCCUGUAGCACAUGUCCAUACCCAAAAUGGCCUUGCAGAGGCAUUUAUUAAGAAUUUACAGAGGAUUGCACGAACUUUGGUAAUGCGCACCAAACUUCCAAUCUCUGCUUGGGGCUAUGCAAUAUUGCACGCAGCUAUGUUAUUGCGAUUGAGGCCCACUGCAACCCAACCAUGUUCUGCGUUACAGUUGGUGUCCGGAAGUACACCAAAAGUUUCUCAUUUACGCACAUUUGGGUGUGCAGUUUAUGUGCCGAUUGCUCCGCCACAACGGACCAAGAUGGGACCUCAACGUAGAUUGGGCGUUUAUGUUGGUUAUAUAUCACCAUCUAUAAUACGAUAUUUAGAACCCUUGACAGGCGAUCUCUUUACCGCUCGAUUCGCGGAUUGUCACUUUGAUGAGACUGUUUUCCCGCCGUUAGGGGGAUGA
Messenger RNA from Erythranthe guttata (spotted monkey flower), 2678 nucleotides. Lineage: Eukaryota; Viridiplantae; Streptophyta; Magnoliopsida; Lamiales; Phrymaceae. The record is from RefSeq and is a predicted model, not a curated record.